Messenger RNA from Entrophospora sp. SA101, 546 nucleotides. The record is from the annotation of a GenBank genome assembly. Lineage: Eukaryota; Fungi; Glomeromycota; Glomeromycetes; Entrophosporales; Entrophosporaceae.
UUGUUAACAUCACAAAGGCUUGUUAAAGAAGCUUUAAAUGUCAUAAAAAAUUUUAAUAAAGAGAAUCCAAAUAUGAUAACAGGAAAACGACUUUUAUUCGAAGUUUUGUAUGAAUUUAAAAAAAAUGAAAAAGAAUGGGUUAGUGCUGGAAUAAUUUAUCAUAAAUUGGAUCCUGUGAGUCCACCAAAUAAAAUUUUAUAUCCUUUAAUAAACUAUUAUCAAUCAAUUAUAAACAAGACGAAAGUUUCAAAAAAAUCAUUGGCUGAUGCACAUUAUAAUAUUUUAGAAUUAUUAUUGACGAGAAUUGAAUAUGGAGACAAUAAGAUUAGAUAUGUAAAAGAUGCGAUAAAAACCACUCUGUUUGGGUUUAUUGCAUUUUGCACUGAGAAGUUAAUUUAUCAAAUAAAAAAGGCUAUACUCAAUCAUGAUGAUAAUGCUCUUGAGAAUUUAUUAGAGGUUGACGACAAAUUUGAUAAUGAUGAUAAUGAUAUUGAGAAAUUACCAGAUAUUGGUCAAAAUGGAAUGAAUCUUUUCUUGUUAUUAUAA